GCGGCUUCCAGGCAGAGAUCUGGGUUGUCACGGCGGAGAGAAAGGCCCAGCGGUGCGAAAGGGAGGUUGAUGCGGCCGCCCAUUGGCUUCUGGCACGUUCUCCAGGUUCCUGCACCGCACCCAAAGCUUCUUCUGCAGGCGAUGGGCAACAUGUCACAAUCCCUUGCUUUCUUUUUUCCGCAUGAUGGAACAAUACGAACGGCGGCCUAGGUGCUUUGGCUAUUAGGUCAUACUGCUGCCAGAGCUCUCCCGCCCGGAUCCAAUGUCUCGUCGCGGACGCUUCUUGCACCCAGAGCGGCGACCCACUCGCACUCCGUCUCCGUAUCUUGCGCACAGUAACCUGUCCCGGCCGGCCUAGCAAAACGGGGCCGGUCGAGAGGACGGCGUACGCUCCCCAAGAACAUGCCCACCACGGGGCGAGCGGCCGUCUCGUCGAGCGCGCGGCAUACGCGGAAAACGAGUCAUUCUGUGUCGGAGCACCAGCAUCAUCGCAGGGAGAAGACGAAGAGCUCGCCCUCGUACGUCCAACGCCCGCACGACCGCGAGUCACCGCUCUUUACCUCGAUUCAAGGUGCCGGCGUCGAUCAGCCGCACGCAACAGAGCGACCAUUUAAGACUCGGGCGCACUCCGCGCCUCAGAUCCCAAAAAGCAGCCACCUCCCUGCCAGUGCCAGUGCCGGCGCGGACGAGGAUUUCGCUGAAGCUGCUGAGGAUGAUGCUGGCUUGUUCGACGACGAUCUCAGCGAUGACGAAGCAAUUGCAGACGACCCUUUCUUCCAACGAUUCAGCUUGCCACAGAUCGACAUGCACAACGACUAUAGGAGCACCUUCUUAAAUUCAGCAGACAUGUCCGACGAAGACACAGAGGGGCCCCUCUCUCCCACCAGCACUCUUGUGCAAGCACGGCCGGAUUCAACGGUAGAGCCUCUCCAGAGCCCGUUAGCCCCGCAGACGCCGUCGCCGUCGCCGUGGCCUGAGAACAGCGGCCGCCUCCAGGAAAUCAACAUCGCCGUCGUGGGCUCCCCACACGUGGGCAAGUCCGCCUUUGUACAGAAAGCCUUCAACCUCCAAAGCCCUCCCACUGCUGCCAUAUCUUCACGAAAAAUGUCAAUAGAUGGAAACGUGUACGUCGUCCGGUUGAUUGAGCUUUCCUUCAGCGAGCUGGAUCUGGACAAUGAGAGUCGCAUCUGCUGGCCGGACACCGUCAACGGCCAACCAAUGCCGUACAUCGACGGCGCAUUCACACUUUACGACGUAAUGAAUAAAGAGAGUCUUGUUCAAGUUCCCGAAACGCUGAGCGGCAUCUACAAUGCCUCAAUACCUUUCAUUCUGGUCGCUUGCAAGUGCGACUUUCCUUCAACUCAUCGUCUCGUUGACCCAGCAGGGGUGGAGAAGCGAGCAAAAGCGCUUAUUGGAGAUAUAACCGCCUUUCAAACCUCCAAGGCGCAGCCUGAUUCGCAAAAGAGGUGCGUGGCGGUGCUCCUCCGAGCCAUUGUCUCAAUGCGGAAUCAACGAAUUGCUCUUGCUGCCGCGGCACGGCGACGUGCCAAUUCGUCCGCCGUUAAGAGAGUCUCACCGCAACCAAACACCUUCAAACAUGCUCGCGCCAGUUCAGAGUUCACUGGCUCGAUGCAUCGAUCGCAACACAGUACUGGCAGCAGCAACAGAGCACCGUCUCCUGGCAGACUUGCCUCCAAAUCGAAAUCGUCGAUGGCCUUGCCUCUAUUGAACACAUCACACUCAAGUCUGCUCAAAGAAGCAGGAUACGCUUCCGAAGAUCAGGAACGGUAUUCUUCGGCAGAGGAAGAUCAAGCAAACCCGAUGGACAAGCCGUUGCCAACGCCCGUGGAAGUCGGCUUCACGUUUGAUCAGCUAGUCGACAGACUACUGGCCCAGCCAAUGACAAAGAAUGAUCAUAAGUUUGCGUCUGUCUUCCUAGCGUUGUACCGUAACUUUGCGUCACCGGGAAGACUACUAGAGUCCGUCAUUGAACGUUUUGAUUCAUUGAAGGCCCAGCCAUUGGCUGAGAUGUCGAGGAUAGCAGCCCAGCAACGGUACUUAAGCAUCAUUGAGCAGUGGAUCGGAGCCUAUCCUGGAGAUUUUGCGUUUCCAAGGACACGACAGACUCUGGAAGCCUUUGUUUCCAGGAUCUCGUCUGAACGCAUAUUUGCGGUUGAUGCCCGAGAGAUUGCUGCAGACCUUGAGGCCGUCGUUGAGGAUGACGACACUAACUGGGCAUACUGUGACAGUAAUAGGUGCAAGAAAUACGACUCGGGCAAUGGAAUGGCAAAGAACAUGGCGGCCCUGAGUGUGUUGGAUCAGACGCCAGCCAAUCUCACGACGUUGAGACAGCCCAGUGGAGUACAUAAUUCUUCGACAUCGGCAACAUUACUGCAGAUCGUUUACAACGCGGAGAGGGCGGCAAAAUUACUCACUCCAACAGGCAUGAGGGAGCUCACCAAGUUGCAGUGGCACAUGUUAAUGGAGCAGCCGGACGACGUUAUUGCAAAGGAACUGACACGGAUGGACAGCAUCAUGUUCACAUCUAUUAGGCCUCGAGAUCUGGUCAGAUAUGUGAGCCUAAAUGCGGAAGCCAAGAAACGCUACCGAAGUCUGGAGAACGUGCACCGUAUGAUCGAGCACUUCAACUAUCUUGCCGACUGGGUGAUUAACCUCAUCCUGCUACGCGAUAAGCCGAAGCAUCGCGCCUUGAUGCUUGAGAAAUUCUAUCGAGUAGCACGAGAGCUUCGAAAGCUCAACAAUUACAACUCGCUGGCAGCAGUAGUUUCUGGAAUUAAUAACUCAGCCAUCUUCCGCCUUCAGGCGACCAAGGAACUUAUUUCUCCAGAGGCGACAAAGGACUUCAGACGUCUCGAAGUUCUAAUGUCACCUCAAAAAUCUCACGCAGCAUACAGAUUGGCGUGGGAAAAUACAUCUGGCGAGCGGAUUCCUUAUCUGCCAUUGCACAAGCGUGACCUGGUUUCAGCAUCGGAAGGGAAUCGUACAUUCGUCGGCGAGGACCCAAAGCGACAAGACGAUGCGCUGGGCGAAGAUGAUCCUGAAGCGAGAAUCAAUUGGAAGAAAUUCGAGAUCAUGGGCGAGGUCAUAGUCAGUGUGCAGCGAGCACAGGGAGUGCAAUAUGAACCUUUUAAGGUUUGCGAAGAGGUGAGGUCGCUCGUCUGCGACACGGCUCUGCAACGAGACGAAGACGCAAUAUAUGACCGCAGUUGUCAAGUCGAACCCUCUGGAAACAACGCUCGGCGUCGUUUCCAGUGGUUCCCGGGGACGACAGUCAUUGGUCCAUCUGUGUUUCCUAACGUUUAAACGACAACAAAUCAGCGUUUCGAUCAAGCUGUAUUUUGGCCCCCAGACUUAUGACUUCGCGGCUGCACUUGCAUUCAACUCAUCUGGGGCUUGGUCUCUGCACACAAGACGUCUCGUCCUGGGCUUUUGGGCUGAAUGAAGUGAAGUCAUUUAUUUCGAUAUUGCUUCAAACAUCGAACGAGGGGCACAACCCUAGAAAUGCUCCCUGGUACCGAUGUUACCUCGGAUAGUAACUCCGCAAUGGAAGUCGCUGGAGCAAUUUGGAACGCGGCCAGGCACUCAAGAGAUUGGGGUUAUUUAGAGGAAGGAUUCACAGUUUGACACAGCGCAAAAGCGGCGAUCUAAGUGACAUCGAAACACUUGAGGGCAGAAUCCGGUACAAAGCAUGACCGGCACAUAGAUUCUGGUGACUGAAGCCAACAAGGAGUAAAGUGGGCAGGGAUAAGACGGAUUUAUAAACACGAGGACGACCGACACGAAUGAUAUGAUGAAUUCUUGUUGCAACUGAUUCGUGAGAACCCAACGAAGCAUUCGAGGUAGCUGGAUAGUGUGAGAUGAAAUGUGGAAGGAAAGAACAAGUUACAUAGAGGUGUAACGGUCGUUGAAUGAUUUGGUGUUUGCAAGUUCGAGGAGACCAGAUGCACAUGAUGUUUUUUAUUAUAGACAUUGUGGACCAACAUCAUUGUCAAUUGUUCGGCAGCCGCAAGGUCGUGAUAAGGUGAAAUAUGUACCAUACAGCUAUUGAAAUGCGAAUGCUUAUUUUUUAUUUCA
Molecule: messenger RNA, 4095 nt
Organism: Verruconis gallopava
Lineage: Eukaryota; Fungi; Ascomycota; Dothideomycetes; Venturiales; Sympoventuriaceae
Exons: 5
Coding region: 403-3324 (973 amino acids)
Biological process (GO): Ras protein signal transduction; positive regulation of GTPase activity
Cellular component (GO): plasma membrane
Molecular function (GO): guanyl-nucleotide exchange factor activity
Source: RefSeq, a predicted model, not a curated record